This is a messenger RNA of Dromaius novaehollandiae (emu), 1047 nucleotides long. It is a transcript of the gene GINS1, whose product is annotated as GINS complex subunit 1. The transcript has 7 exons. Gene Ontology annotation, biological process: DNA replication; DNA strand elongation involved in mitotic DNA replication. The record is from RefSeq and is a predicted model, not a curated record. Gene Ontology annotation, cellular component: GINS complex. The coding region runs from base 60 to 647 and encodes 195 amino acids. Lineage: Eukaryota; Metazoa; Chordata; Aves; Casuariiformes; Dromaiidae.
CGCGCGUCCCCCAUUGGCUGCGGCGCGGGGCCGGUUUCCCGCGCGCGCGCCGCGGCAGCAUGGCCGGCGAGCGGGCGGCGGGACUGGUGCGGGAGCUGCACAGCGCCGCCGGCGGGCACCUGCCGCCCUUCCGGGCGGAGGAGCUGCGGCAGGCGCUGGAGGAGAUGCGGGUGCUGUACGAGCGGAACCAGGCGGACGUGUCCGAGGCGAAGUCGGGGCGCACGGACCUCAUCUUCCUCAUCCGGUUUCGCCACUGCUGCCUGCUCCGAAACCAGCGCUGCGUCGUGGCUUACCUGUAUGACCGGCUGCUGCGGAUCCGAGCUCUCAGGUGGGAGUACGGCAGCGUCCUGCCGAAUGCCAUCCAGUUUCACAUGUCAGCUGAGGAAAUGGAGUGGUUCAGUCGCUACAAAAAAUCUCUGGCCACCUACAUGAGGUCAGUAGGCGGAGAGGAGGGGCUGGACCUUACACAGGACAUAAAACCUCCUAAAAGCCUGUACAUCGAAGUGCGGUGUUUAAAAGACUACGGCGAAUUUGAGAUUGAUGAUGGUACCACCGUCCUGUUGAAGAAGAACAGCCAGCACUUUCUACCCCGCUGGAAAUGCGAGCAGUUAAUCAGACAAGGAGUCCUGGAGCACGUCCUGUCGUAAGCGUUUGGGACCGGAGGGACAGCUCAUCCCUGGCGGCCUGUCCCCAGCAGGGAUCGAGCGCUGCCGCGGACAGUACUUCAGCCACGUCAGCGCUCCUGCCCAGAGUGCCCUGUAGCUCCUCUUAACAGCCUUUCAUACCCGACACGAAGAUCAGCUCAGAGUUUAUAAAGUAUGCAAGCCACAUUGGCCAGCCCUUCAUGACCGAAGCGGGCACGCUGUUAACACAGCACGGGGCGGGGGGGUGUUAUCCAGGCCCUGCAGCUACAAAUGGGUUUUGAGGGUGCAUUUUUGUUUGAAGCAAUGCUUUAUUCACGCUGUGCAUCUGUGAGUAAGAGACCAGCUGGGCUCUGGAAGCUGGGGAACUCCACGGUUGUGAAAUAAAGAACUGCUUCAGCCUUCA